UUUCAAAUCAAGUAUACUUUGAUGUGUUUAGAAAGAUCUCCUCAGUGUUUUUAUUAAGGUACUGAAUAUUUUCGCGAACAACGUCAUUUCUCGGCUAUGGUAUUGGGUAUUGAACAGACUGUCCUUGAGUGAGCCGCCUCCACCAAAUCAGGUUUUUCGCCAUGUCGAGUAGAACUGCCUUAUUCGGAAGGCCUCAGCAAUCUCAAACACGACAUUUACUGCAAUUCAAAGCAGGGAAAAUGACGAUUGGUGACGAUAAUUGGGUUCAUGCUGACCCUCGCAAGGGAUGGGUCUAUGUUUAUCAGUCCGGGGACGGAAAGUUACACUUCUGUUGGAUCGAUCGCAAGACGUUUCUUGUUGAAGAUAAUUUCAUUAUUAAUGCCAAACAGGCUGAGUUUCAAAAGAUUCCACAGUGUACAACAGGUAGGGUUUAUCUCCUUAAGUUCAAAGGUCCCAAGCAUUUUUUCAUUUGGAUGCAAGAACCCAAUGGAAAAAAUGAUAGUGACAUUUGUUCAAGGAUAAAUGACUACAUUAGGUCUCCGCCCGCACAAACUACCACACUAUCAAGUGACUGGCUUAGUCGUUUUGAAAGUCUCAACCAACUUACUCAUAGAGACAUUCUGGCUUUGUUGUCGAUGGGGGUAGGACUCGGAAGUGGAUUGCCUUCGGAAUCUGAUGUACCAUCUACUCAGGCAACUGCUGUGACAAUCGGGCGUCAUUUAAAUACGGGGCACCUAGAUGAUUCUAAUGCCUCUACAUCUAUCAUUGGGACUACUGCCGCCACACCAUCUUCAGGAACUUCAUCUACAGGUGGUGACGCUCUACGUCCGUCUACAACCGAUAAACGACUUGAAGCUGGGAAGAUACAACUUCAGGAUUUGCGAAAUAUUCUCUCAUCAAUUUCUACUGCAACACGAAGUUCAUCAAAUAAUGCUAAGGUAGAAUUAAAUGACGUCUUAAACGUGGAUAACUUACACUCACUUCUGAAUAAGCCGGAUAUUCAAGAAAGAUUGUUGCCUCAUCUUCCUCCUCUGGAUCCUGAAUCGGCGAGUACAAAUGACCUGGAAAAUAUUACUGCAAACAUUCAGUCAUCUCAAUUCAAAACCACUUUAGAAUCCUUCUCAGAUGCUUUUCGAACAGGUGAACUUGCCCCGGUUUUGGCUCAAUUCAAUUUAGGUAUGAAAGCCGAUGAAGCUGCAAGACGAGGUGGAAUGCUGGCCUUGCUUUGUCAAACCUUGUUUUUACAUCUGCAUCAGAUACUCCUUGUUUAUCGGUGAUGCUGCCCAGGAAAUAAACUGUGGUUUUCCAAUUAGUUCGUCAUCAUAGCUGCCCUUGAAUGAAAGAUCGUCAAACGGAUUUGAACGUCCUCAAUAUGUCACAUUUUCAAACAAUUGUCUCAUAGAUUCACCAGAAAUAUUUUAUAAAAUCAAUAAUUCAUACCUAAAUUCCAUUGCAUCUGUGAAAACCUGUAGACUUGGUAAGCCAAAUGGUUUAUUCAUAGUAAUUAACUGUUUUAAUAAAUUACAACUAUUGAAAAAAUGUUACUUCAAACCGAAUGAUUUUUCAGCAGUUAAAAAAAUCAAACGAACCCACUUGUUAAAAACCAUUAAUGAAGAGUUUGAAAGUACGAAACUUAGCUCCCCCAUUCAGUAAACGCGUAGGAUCAUUUCGAAACGCAGAUAUCCCCUGCAUCUUACAUAGUGGUCCGUUUAUAAAUGAUUCUGAAAUCAACUCUAACUUUCUCAGUAGUAUUUUUGCGAUCAAUAAUGCACUAGAAAACUUUGGGUCAGAUAUCAAACACAUGACCCUUAACUUUAUGCAAUCUAUCUAUUUCACGUCUUCAAAUUAGUAAAGUCAUAACGUCUUAAGAUUUAAAAAAGUCUUCGACACAGUUAACAACCAGCUUCUUAUAAGCAAAUUCAUAUCUUGUGGGAUCAGAGAUCUCUUGCUUAAGUGGAUUUCUUCUCUUCUCAGUCGUUGAUAGCAAGUAGUUAAAAUAAGCUCUUUGUCGGACGCUCUUCUGGUCACAGUUUUGGUAACACAAAGUAGUGUCUUAGGUUGUUUGCUGUUUAUAGCUUAUGUAAAAUAUAUCUGUAAUGGCUUCAGCAUCGAUAAACCUUUUCUACACACAGAUGAUCUUACGGUUGUGUAUUCACUUCCUUCUCAGCCUAGCUGUAUGCGAAACUAUCAGUAUGGAGUUCAUUAGAGCGGCCUAAUAAUGCUCUGAAGGGAAUCUCGAACUAAGAGCUGUUAAAUGAAGAUGGAUUCAUCCUGACAGUUGAUGCAUCAAUUUCGACUUCACCAUAAAUGGUUAGGUGCUAUCCAGGUCUCACCGUGGUAGAUUUAGGAGUAAGAAACUCCCACGUAGACCUCAACGUUUUUCUAACUUCUAGGUUGUAUACUAAGUAAUUUCCAUAGCAAUGACUCACGUAUUUAGAUUUAAAAAGUAUGCGUCCGGUCAGUCCUCGAAUAUUGUACUUUUAUUCUGAGUAGUGUUUGCAUUACGGAUAAUCUCAGGUUGGAAUCUAUCCAGCAACGCCAUGCACUUCAGAUUCUUGGGAGUAAUUGCACCUUGCAUUACGGAUCCAGUUGCAUUAAGCUAGGAAUUGAUUUUUUAUGGAAGUGGUGACAAACUAAAUCUAAUCUUUUAUAUCCACUGAUGCAACACAAUAUGAAGAAUCAAGGAGUUAUGGCACUCGUAACUAUCAAAAUUAGAAUUGUUUCAUCUUAAAUCGACUCGGUCAAAAUGAGUUAGUUUGCAAUUAAAGUUUGGGAUUAGGGAAUAUUUUACCACGGUCUGUCCGUAAAACUAAAUCACUGACGUCGUUUGUACGCUACAUUGAUCAUUACCUCUGCUCUGAAGUAGCCUUAAAAAUGUUUACACCAGUGACCAUAUCUCACUCCACUGGUGAAAGCAUGCGGACAUUAAGCGUUUGAUCAUCACUAUUACUAAGUAGACUUAUCAAGCUUCCUUUCUUGUUGAUAUUUUAUCCAUUACUGUCUAAUUUGAUCAGUUUAAACAAAAUUUAUUCAAAGCAGUAGGUCACAAAAGAACCAACCAUAAUGACGACAAACCUAUCACAGUAAUUUUAGCUGUUUUUGUUCAAUGUCUUCUGUUCUUAUUUUGUGCUCCAUAGUCCAAGUAGUUAUGAGCGCGCUGUAAUGGUAUUAGAAUCUCUCUUUAACAUGCUAUUCAAUAUGAUGUCCCAUACUACGUACUGAGUAAAUGAUGGUUCCCAACUGUUGCUUCACAUUGUUAUAAUUCUUGUAACAAAUGUGCCUUAAAAUCAACUUAUGAACAUUCCUUUUUCAAAUAAUUUACGCUUAUGUCUUUAUUAUUUACAUGUUAUAUCCCUUCAUGUAUCAACUUGAUCAUCCCUAUAAACCGAGGUGCCUUCUCUAAUUAUUUUGAGAAUAUAACUUAUUUAUUGUGAUUUUUAUGUCACCUAUGUUAAUAAAUUGUCUUUACCAUUAUAUUAUGUGAAAACUGUUAGUUUAAAGCCAGAAGUUUCAUCCUGUUUUUGUUGGGCAUUUUGGUACUACCAAAUGAUUAGUUAACAGCUGAACCAAUUGAAUAUUUCAGCAUUCAGUGGCUAUAUACUUUCUUAAUAAAACCAUUUCAUAAAAACGCUACAAAGGUUGUUUAAUUGAAUUAAAAAGAGACCUAAGCUUUUUCUUGCAUAUUUAUGGUAAAC
Messenger RNA from Schistosoma rodhaini, 3695 nucleotides. NCBI's taxonomy places the organism in Eukaryota, Metazoa, Platyhelminthes, Trematoda, Strigeidida, Schistosomatidae. The record is from the annotation of a GenBank genome assembly.